AUGACGUUUCCUUGGGCGAGUGUUGAUUGUCUUCCAACAUCAACAUCGAACAGUGUUAAUCCAAAACAAUUGUCUACCGAUUAUCUUAAACACAACAGAUCAUUACUCAAUAUGCGUUCAAAUACACAUCUAAACAACCGUCAGAAUGAUAUUAAACGGCUGGUAAAUGAUGCACGAAUAUCCCCACAAACAAAUUCAAGCGGCUAUCACAGUGAUUUAUCGUGUUUAUCAUCGGCUAACGAAUCUCCACAAUUGGAUGUUCAACCUGAAGCAAAUAAUAGAUAUGCACCUUUAGCAACAAAUUCAACUUUAAAAGAAAAAAGUGCCACUGUUUGUCGAACAAACAAUAUUGAAUGUGAUGAUCAUCAUCAAAAACAAAAGUCAAACAAUAUUAUUCCCAAUAAAUCUCGAUUUCAAAGUUUUCUUCGACGACAGUAUGAAAAAGCAAAACAAAAAUUAUUACCAAAACCAUCGAGUACAAAAAAAGCACCAAAUACUAUAACCACUAAUGUUACCACUACUACUAUUGGAACGUCAACGUCAUCAAAUAGUAUCAACAUAUUGUCUGAUAGCAAUAAUUAUAAUAGUGUCAAUACUAACAAUAAUCACACAAAACAACCGAAACAGUAUCUAACAUCCGUUUAUCAACAUUCAGUUGGUUCCGAGCCGAUAUAUUCGGUAUAUGUUUAUCCAACUCAUAAGCUAGCAUCUAAAAGUGACUAUACCCCAAUACACGAAUGUUACUCAUCAUCAUCAUUCUCAACAUCACAACAGCCUUAUUAUUCGACUAGAAAUUAUAUACCAGUGUCAACAACAAAAAAUCCCAAUUACGAUUACUUACCAAAUGUGAACAACUCUUCUUUCUUGAAUAAUGGUCCCAAAACAUCAUUAUGUUCCGGAAGUGGACAAAAUACUGCCAGACGUGUAUCUAACUACUACUGUCCAUACGCUGAUAAUUUUCAAAUACAGCGCAGUUAUCCGAUUAAUCAACAACAAACCGCUACUAUACCCACUCGUUCUCAAUAUUCUCAUUUUCGAUCACCUCAUUCAAAAACAAUAUCUGAUUUAAUCUCACGUACACAUCAUCAACAACGAUAUCAAUAUACAAAUGACAGAUAUGAACAUCAAAGUGUACUACCACCAUCCGAUCAAUAUUAUCGAAAUUAUAUUCCAAUAAGUGAAUGCUCACAACAAUUGAGAAGUGUUGAUGAUGACGGAAAAAGUGCAUUUAAACCUUUGAAACGAAAUAUACCAAUGAAAUCAUCGAUACCAUCCACAACAAAUAUAAUAAAUGAUGAUGUAAUUGAUGAUAAACUAUGUGAUUUAGAAGUGGCAAAAUAUUUCAAAAAUAAUCCAAAUUAUUUUGAUGUUUAUAAUGAGUCAACACUUCAAUGUUUAUAUCCAAAAGCAUAUAAAUUACCAAUUCAAAACUAUGUCGAAACAUUAUGCUAA
Messenger RNA from Didymodactylos carnosus, 1452 nucleotides. Lineage: Eukaryota; Metazoa; Rotifera; Eurotatoria; Philodinida; Philodinidae. The record is from the annotation of a GenBank genome assembly.